UGCCUUCAAAUAUCGAAUCAAUUCGAGAUCAGAAUGUAACCGAAGGUGACAAUUUAACUUUGACAUGUACUGCAUCUGGAAUGCCUCAACCAAAGGUGUCUUGGAUUAAGCUUGGUGGUCAGCGUCAUAAUGGACAUAUAUUGGAGGUUACAAACAUUAACAGGACUGAAGCUGGGAAAUACAAAUGUGAAGCCAGUAAUGAGUGUGGCAAUGAAACAGAGACGGCAAAUAUUGAUGUGCAAUACCAACCAGAGAAUAUGCGAUUUACAACUUCUGUGAUCGACUUCAAAGCAUGUCAGGGUAAUACUAUCACCUUUAACUGCUCAGCUGAUGCUGAGCCAGCAGUGACGUCAUACCACCUGUUUAAGAAUGACACUGCUGUAAACGUCAGCCUUUCAGGGAUGUGGAGCGAAGCAUUGGCAAGUGAAGGGAUGCUUGUCUACAAAUGUGUGGCUAAGAACAGUUUGGGGACAGCAGCUAGUACGGAUGUUACUGUUACUGUGAAUGUGCCUUCAUCCAUACCUGCAAUUCAAGAUCAGAAUGCAACUGAAGGUGACAAUGUGACCCUGUGGUGUCGUGUAUCCGGAAUGCCUCCCUCAAUGGUGUCUUGGGUGACACCUGAUGGUCAGCGUCACAGUGGUAAAAUGUUGGAGGUUAAAAGCAUUAACAGAAGUCAAGCUGGUGAAUACAAAUGUGAAGCCAGCAAUGAGUGUGGUAAUGCCACAAAGACCGCAAGCAUCCAUGUCCCCAAGUUGCCCGGUACACCUAACCUUACUAUUGUACAGUAUAUACUGUACCUUUACAGUUAUGGGUUCAUAGUUUCAUACCAUGUUAAUGAAUCUGUAUUGGAAAUCAUCUUUUUCGCCAUUUUCUUCAUGAUUUGCAAUUUUUCUUCCUCGUGA
Pocillopora damicornis (cauliflower coral) is the source of this 902-nucleotide messenger RNA. RefSeq names its product hemicentin-2-like. NCBI's taxonomy places the organism in Eukaryota, Metazoa, Cnidaria, Anthozoa, Scleractinia, Pocilloporidae. The record is from RefSeq and is a predicted model, not a curated record.